CUACAUCUGACAAGCGUCUGAGGAAAAAGCUGCAUGUCUGAUGACUAAAUCCUGUUUUCUCGAAAAAGCGCCCAUCACUCACACCUCAUGUAUGUUAGGGGACCCGAGUCUAGCGUGCUUGCCGAAGGAAAGAAGGAUGCUGCUUUAAGGUUACUAGGAGAUUCAUGACUGCCUGACCAUCAGAUUGACCCAGCAUUGCAUCGCAUUAAGAUUAGAUAUGAUCACCUCACAAAAAGUUGUAACAAAUUAGUUUUUUAACACGUAUGACAUACCUAAAAAAGAAAGGCCUUAUAAUUCUAUAAGAUAUUUUUAACUGAUCACAAUCAUUUGUCAUUUUUACGUGAUUAUUUUGAUUAGUUUUAAAAAUUAGUUUUAAUUUUUAUUAUAUUAAAAUGGCCAAGUUUAAGUUGCCAUUAAGCUGAUAAAUCUCACUAAAGGACACUUACUACAUGGACAAUUGCUCUUGACCAACUUCAUAACAUCAUGAAUACAAUGGUGCCAGAUCAGGACUGUGAUUUCAGACCAGUUCCUGAGUCACCUCUACUGGGGACCAAACCAGCAGGAUUUGUGUUAGCAACCUAGACCCUUCACCACUAAACCAUUACCACCCCCUAAUUAAAAGAUUUUUUUUUUUUUUUUUUUUUAGAUGAGCACCAUGGACGACGAUUUUUAAAUGAAUUUUAUUCGGCUACAUUUUUUCAAUUCUGGCACGUCGAGGUUCGUCUCGCGCAUGGAAAAUUGUAAUCUGGCGAAAGUUAGCUAAACGUAAUUGACGUUCUUAAUUUAUUUUUUAAACACCAAUGGUUUUUGUGAUAUAUAAAUCUGAAAGUGAUAGGAAUAAUGACACUACUUCUCACACUUUACGGACAUAUCGACCGAAUCUGACCACAAUAGACCCUUUUCACAUUUCCGUGUUUCUCAGAAGCAGAAAUCGAAUAGUUGGGUAAACUUUUAUAGCGGUGAAUUAGACUACAUAUAUUUUUUUGUGUUACUAUUUGCGCAAAUAGCGAAAGAAAAACCCCACAAUAGUGUUUUCAAAAAGAGGGGGGAAAAUAGAGAGCAAGUGAUAACAGCAGUCAGAAGAGAGAAAGAUGUCAUUUUUACCGUCACUCCCAUAGCCGCUGUAUUAGAAACACCCUCACAGCAGCAUUUAGUUUUUUUUUUUUUUGUAAUUUGAUACAAAUGUAAUAUAAUACUAAAUAUAGUGUUAUAAAUGUACAUAAUUUUUUUAAAAAAAUGAAAAUAUUAAAAAACUGCAGGAUUUACGAUAUUGAUGACCGUUAAAACGCGUCAUCACAGUCUGUGAAAAGGGUAUAUGGAAUCGCUCGAGCGGCUUCCUGUUGUUAUGGUUACACUAUUAAGCGAACACAACUUUUAUUCGUUCGUUAAACCUAUACUUGUAUAAAAAUGUAUUUAAACUAAGACCCCCCCAUCAUUUUGUUUUGAUUUCCUUUAGGGGGUUCGAAUAUCAAUUCGGGGAGUCCGGUUUGCCCAACCCCCCCAUAAUUCGCAACCUCGUACUGUGCACUUCCCUUAGUAUACUCAUUCAUAUAAACACUUCGACUGUCACAUGUAGGCGGGGCUCCCUGUAACUCCAUAGUGACGUGAUGAGGCUGGUCUUGGUCAAACCUACCAAUGAAACGGGCCUUCUUGACUCCACCGGGGCUGCGCGCAGCGAAAGGGUGCCGGAUCAUUGCAACGCAAAGCGGCACUCCGCCGCAGGUGAGGCGGGGAUGCAGCAUCGCUACUCGGGAGCCGUCCAUCAGCACCACCACCACCACGCGGAGCACAGGGGUGGCCUUAGACAGACCGCACACCCCUUGCCAAAACAGAGCCAAGAGAACCUGCCCAGCCCUUUCAGUCAGGAAGCACCAGUCAAAAGCCAAGGGAGCAACCCAAGUCUCACAGACUGUACCAAACCCUCCUUAAGUCGGCAGCAGAGUGUUGGAGGGGCUGCCAAAACUGCGAAUUGCCAACAAGAUCAUUGUUCGUGCAGCUGCGGAUUGCAAGAGCAUCAACAGCUGUUGCAGCAACAGCAGCAGCAGCAUCCAAGCCAGCGUCACAACCCUCCACCUUCCCUCCAGCUACAGGUUCAGCAGCAGCGGCUGCUGAGGAGCAGCCUGCCCAACUGCUGCGUGAGAGGAUCCGGGGAGCUGAGAAGCCAGCAGCCGUCUCUGCUGCAGCACCGUGAAAACGACAGCCUGAGAUCUGACGAGCAGCGGAAUCCAGCUCAUCACGCCCGUGCAUGCACGCCUGAUAGAUGCCAGGGAGCCAGGAACUCCGUUUCGCCGCGGAGUAAAAGCAGCCCGCUGUCUUCUGACAGUCGCGUGUGGCUCGAGGAGAAUAAACAUAGACACGAAGGCUGUAAGGUGAAUGCGGAUGCCAACAGGCUGAGCCAUGCUGGAUCACGGCCUUCCCUGUCCCACGGCGGCCCACAGUAUCCUCAGAUAGCCAUGAACAGCUGCAAGUACAAUGGGGGCAUAGUCAGACCACUCGGCAGUCUGGGGGCGUCCCGGAGGAACCUAGCAGAGCUGGACUCUGAGACACAGCCUUUGCAGACCCUGCACUCUUCCGGCCUGGAGGUGGUGGUCUCCAAAGGGAACGGGGAAGACCCUAGUAAGCAGUCCAGCGAGAACCUUGUGAGGCAAAGACCAUGCAGCGCUCCGCAUAAGAAGAACAAGGACAUUGGCUAUAAGCUCGGGCACCGGAGGGUGCUGUUCGAGAAACGCAAGCGCCUUAGCGACUACGCCCUGAUUUUUGGAAUGUUUGGGAUUGUUGUCAUGGUGACGGAGACUGAACUCUCCUGGGGAGUUUAUACAAAGGAAUCCUCAUAUUCAUUUGCACUGAAAUGCCUUAUUAGCCUCUCCACUGUAAUCCUACUCUGUCUGAUCAUUAUGUACCACGCACGAGAGAUUCAGCUCUUCAUGGUGGACAAUGGAGCAGAUGACUGGCGGAUAGCCAUGACGUACGAGCGUAUCUUCUUCAUCGUUUUGGAGCUGCUGGUGUGUGCCAUCCACCCUAUUCCAGGUCAGUACGUCUUCACCUGGACCGCCCGCCUGGCCUUCACCUACACCCCGUCUGUGGCGGAUGCAGACGUGGACAUCAUCCUCUCCAUCCCCAUGUUCCUGCGGCUGUAUCUGAUUGGCCGGGUCAUGCUCCUGCACAGUAAGCUCUUUACGGACGCCUCGUCACGCAGUAUCGGAGCCCUCAAUAAGAUCAACUUUAACACACGCUUUGUCAUGAAGACUUUGAUGACUAUCUGCCCAGGCACGGUCCUGCUGGUUUUCAGCAUAUCAUCAUGGAUCAUUGCUGCCUGGACAGUGCAUGUCUGUGAGAGAUACCAUGAUAAAGUGGAAGUCACCAGUAACUUCUUGGGAGCCAUGUGGUUGAUUUCCAUAACCUUCCUGUCUAUUGGUUAUGGUGACAUGGUGCCUAACACGUACUGUGGGAAGGGAGUGUGUCUCCUUACUGGAAUCAUGGGCGCUGGCUGCACUGCCCUAGUGGUGGCUGUUGUAGCCAGGAAGCUAGAGCUCACCAAGGCUGAAAAGCAUGUCCAUAACUUUAUGAUGGACACUCAACUCUGCAAAAGAGUGAAAAACACGGCUGCUAAUGUACUCAGGGAAACAUGGCUAAUCUACAAACACACAAAGCUUGUGAAGAAGAUUGACCAUGCCAAGGUCCGGAAACAUCAGCGCAAGUUUUUACAGGCCAUUCACCAACUGCGAAGUGUGAAGAUGGAGCAAAGGAAGCUGAAUGACCAAGCAAACACGCUGGUGGACUUAGCAAAGACGCAGAAUGUGAUGUACGACCUGGUCUCAGAGCUGCAGGAGCGCAGCGAGGAGCUGGAAAAGCGGAUCGGUCACCUAGAGGCAAAACUGGACUCCAUAAACAGCAGUCUGCAGGCUCUGCCUGGCCUGCUCUCACAAGCCAUACAGCAGCAACAGCAACACCUGCUGGACGGGCUGACCCAGCGCGGAUUCACCUUCACGAGACCCUCCUCGCAGACCUCCGAACGCUCCUGGGCGUCAUCCGUGCACCGACGGAGAUCACCUUCUACCGCACCACACACGUCCUCCGAUAGCGGCUAGCACGCUCUCACACACUCCAAACCAUACUCUAAACCUACACACACACUCCUCUCCUACACACCUCUGUCAUCAACUAACACUGCUAAAUAAACUUUUAGUACUAAAAAGUUAACAAGAAUGACAACUUCAACACACUGGAAUAAAAUGUAAUGAAUUAACACAUCAUGGUAGAGAUAUGGUUUAUGUUUAGCCAUUGUAUGGCUGUUUAAAGUUAGCUUUUUUGUAAAGCCCUUGUAUAGUAUGGACUGGAUUCAGACUGCAGGGGGUGGAAUGGAUUUAUAUAGAGAGAUAUAGUUUGAAACGGAGCAUUAAAUGGAACUAAACCCAUGAAAAUAAAGAGGACUGAGAAGGAAGGAAAAAUGUGAGGGAGAGGAAGUCACCAGAGAGGCUUCCUGUCCAUGGCAGUGUUUGAAGAUGUAGGCUACGUUCAGAUUAGCAUACUAGCAUACUAGCAUACUACUUACUGUUGCUGCAGUAUUUAUUUAUAUACAGUGUACAGUAUGCAAAUUUUCUGUGUGCAUAAAAUACCCUACUACAUUUGCCAGAGCACACUGCCUUGAUACCGUAUCCCACAAUGCAAUGUGCUCGAAUUGACCUUCCAUUUUCAGCGUUAUGGUUAACGGUGGUUUUAAACAUCUAUUUCUGGAUUGAACUCCAAAAUAAGACAUUUUUAUUCAAAAUUUAAUUAACCCUCAGGUGGUGAUUGGUCACUUUAGACCAACUUUUUACAUUGUUUUACUUUUUUGAUGGAAUGGUAUGAAAUGGUGAAUUUUGUGGCACUUAAUAGAUUAAUACAUAAAAUGUGGGCAUGAUUAGAAAAAGGCAAAAUGGUCUUAAAAAAUGGUCACACUUGUGACUGUCACGUUCAAAAAUAAGCAGUGUUGGGGGCAACGCAUUACAAGUAACGCAAGAUAAGUAAUCAUUACUUUUUUCAAGUAACUACUAAAGUAACACAUUACUUUUAGAUUUACAACAAAUUAUCGGGAGUUACUUUUUCAAAUAAGUAACUCAAGUUACUUUGUUUUCUGUUUAUUGACUGACACCUCUGCUAUCCACGUGUUGAAAGAAAUCGGAUGUAAGUGCAGAGGUGUUGUGUGCGCUGUGUAAACAUGAUGGUUAUUCUAGACUACAGUAGGUCUAGGCUAAAUGUGAGCAUACAUUUACUCAUUUACUACUUCUCCUGCGUCCUAUUCCUCUGUAUUCCAGAAUGGCAGCACAGCUGAAAGGCUUGUUUGUUUAAACUGCGCCCUCUACUGUACAGGUGUAAAUUUGCAUUUCCUUCAGCCUGAGGCUUAUUCAUUUCACUUUGUUUGUGAAAGGGCCUUUACAUUUGCCAAAAACAGAACUUUUUUGUUGUUAUAAAAACAAACAAACAGCCCAGCCCAGAUGAGAAAAAGUAAUGAAAAGUAAUGUAACGCAUACUCUCCAUAAAAAGUAACUCAAUUAGUUACUUUUUUAGGGAGUAAUGCAAUAUUGUAAUCCAUUACUUUUAAAAAUAACUUUCCCCAGCACUGAAAAUAAGUGCUGUAUGAUCAUUAAUUGGAAAAGUAUGAAAAUUGUGUAAAUACAGAGCAAUUUUUUUAGGGGCAAUCAGUAAAUCAGUAGUAGUCUUUGAUUUUUCAAUGUUUUGGAAAUCAAUGUUUUCCAAUGAUUUACCUAGUACCAUUAAAUAUUAAAGAAUUAAUAUUAAAACAAAAUAUAGUACAUUAAUUUAAUUUUAAAAAAUUAUGCUUAUGGUCUGAUUUGACUGCUGAAGAUUACAAGUGUGAAGCCGAAGUGAGAAAUACCUGAUGGUUAAAAGUGCAAUAUAAAUGUAUUGUAAAAUGAUAACUGGAUGCUACUCCCUGAAUUAAUAUGCAAUGCGUUAAGGUCAUAUGAAAACAACUACACAUUUGUGGAAUAAUGCAAAUUCAAUGGAAUAAUACAGUAUAUACUGCACAGUAUUCAGUAAGUACUAAGCUGGUAUUCUAUUCCGUUGACUAGAAGCUCAUAGAAUAGUUGUUGAAUUGUCGAGCUUAUGGGAGGUGAGGAAGGGCCUUUGGAAGACCGGUGAUCAGAUGUAACCAAAUAUUAGUGAAUACCAAAAACAAGCAAGAAAAAUUAAAUAUUACUGUCAUAUGUACAUUUUGCAGACUAAACACUUUUAGCCAGUCCAAUUCAAAGGACAAAUGUUUCCAUGACACUCACCGAACACUUUAUAUUAUGCUCACCACAUUCAAGUGCUCUCUUUAUAGCAAUAAACAAUACACUGCUAUAUGGAUUCAGAGCACUUUUUCCAGCAACAGAUGUGAUAGACUCUUGUGUUUUACAGGAGCCACAUAAUAUAUAUGGCCAAUCAACAUCAAACAAGAUUCAGGCUGAGCUUCCAAGGGUCCUUCCUGCUCUUUUAGCUCAAGCAAUCUUCAAGACAGCCUGGGUGAUGUGAUGGGAAGAAAAUACUGUACACCCAACCCCCUUGCAUGUUUCAAUGCAAAUGAUGAUGGAGAUGGAGGAUGGUUUUCUCUUAAUUUUUCCUUUCUUUUCCUUUCUCAUUUUUUACAGAGAUUCCUUUUUUAUUAUUUACCUAGAUUUUUAUAGCUUGUAGAGGAUAUACAAAAUGUUUCCGCAGAGUGGCAGCAUAGUUGAAAACAUGCAUUGAUCAGAGACUUCACCUAAAACAAAAUGUAGAAACGAACAACAGGAGAUGAAUCCCACAUUUGGAUAUCAUUACCACGUACAUGAAUUAACCGAUUUGGUUCCCAGUUCUAGGUUUAGAACGAAAAUGUCAAGAUGUGAUUGUCAUUACGGGUUUGAAAAACAGCAAACUGCCUUUACUGUGUGUCUUUGGCCUUGUUGACCAAGCUGUAGCGGAUUUACUUAAUGCUGGGCUCCAACAUAAAGAAAUAAAUGAACAAAUCCACUAAAGAGUCA
Ctenopharyngodon idella (grass carp) is the source of this 6998-nucleotide messenger RNA. It is a transcript of the gene kcnn1b, whose product is annotated as potassium intermediate/small conductance calcium-activated channel, subfamily N, member 1b. Bases 1608 to 4088 code for a protein of 826 amino acids. Gene Ontology annotation, biological process: potassium ion transmembrane transport. The transcript has 10 exons. The record is from RefSeq and is a predicted model, not a curated record. Lineage: Eukaryota; Metazoa; Chordata; Actinopteri; Cypriniformes; Xenocyprididae. Gene Ontology annotation, cellular component: neuronal cell body; neuron projection; plasma membrane. Gene Ontology annotation, molecular function: small conductance calcium-activated potassium channel activity; calmodulin binding.